Tigriopus californicus is the source of this 1941-nucleotide messenger RNA. Its product is annotated as zinc finger protein 1 homolog. Gene Ontology annotation, molecular function: RNA polymerase II cis-regulatory region sequence-specific DNA binding; DNA-binding transcription factor activity, RNA polymerase II-specific; zinc ion binding. Gene Ontology annotation, biological process: regulation of DNA-templated transcription. The transcript has a single exon. The record is from RefSeq and is a predicted model, not a curated record. Bases 1 to 1941 code for a protein of 646 amino acids. NCBI's taxonomy places the organism in Eukaryota, Metazoa, Arthropoda, Copepoda, Harpacticoida, Harpacticidae.
AUGGUUCUUUGGCAUUCACUUGAUCCCAAGAAACGGAAUCGGUAUGAUUGCCAAGCCCUUGGCAUCCUUCAAAAGCGAUCCUUGAGAGCCCUCAAGCACUGCAUUGGACUGCCUGAAUCUGAUUCGGACCCUCUUCAAGGUUUUCGUGCUUUCUUUCUUGACAAAUUCCCAAGUUUUGUAGUUCAUGGUCUGAAUUUUAACGAAUCCAUCCCACGGAUCAAGAGCCAAUGGGACAUUCUCGAUAAGACCUUGCGGCACAUCUACAAAGCUCGCGAAGAGCGGUUGAUUUAUGCCGACUUAACUGACGACAUUCGACACAUUUGGGAACGAUCCCAGAAACGACUAGAGCGCUUGCAGCAAUUUGAGGCCUCUUCUGGUCAAGACUUGUUCGAAAAUCUGGAGCUGUCGGGUGAAAAUUGGACUAAUAUAGACGCCAAAGAGCAGCAUCGUUACAACGAGAGAGUGAAAGAGUACAAGAGAGGCUUCUUGAAGAAAGUCCCACAUCACAAUCAAUGCCCCCAGUGCGACCACGUUUAUGCACAUUUUGACGAUUUGGCUUUACAUCAUCGAUCCAAACACGUGUUCUAUUGCAGGGUGUGUCUAUUGACCUUUAAAUCCUAUAAGGCUUGUCACAGCCACACCCUGCAUAAUCAUUUUUAUGAGAAGCUCCCUAAAUGUGAUUUAUGCAGUUUUAGAGGUCGACACCCCACGAUGGUUUUAAGCCACAUUGUUCGAGAGCACCAUCACGAUUUAGGCCUUUCAAAUCAGGAGCCGCUAGUGAGCAAGUACUUACGAAGACAAGAAACCUUUCUCGACAAUUUGAAGACUGAGGCACCAAAAACGCCGCAAGUACAGGAUUUUUCAUGCCAAGACUGUUCGACCCGUUUCGAAAACGGAUCCCAAUUGAAAUAUCACCGUACUAAAAUGCAUUCAGUGCCCAAACCGAGUUCGAUCUGCCGCUUUUGUGACAAAUCCUUCUACACGGCGUCUAAUCUUCGAAGACAUAUCCGAAAACUCCAUUCCACCGACACUUCCAAAUCGGUGAUACCACGUGUUCCGUGCUCACUUUGCCAAGAAACGUUUGUGGAUAAUUAUCGGUUGAAAAUACAUAUGAGGAAACACACUGGUGAAUUACCCUUCACGUGUGGCAAGUGCACUUUCGGGUUCAAAACCAAUUCGGAUUUGAAGGUCCAUGGGAAAACGUGUCUGGGAGUUCGCUUCACUUGUGCCAAAUGUCGGCGCGUGUUCCACUUUAAGAAGCAAUUGCGGGAACACGAAUUGUGGUCGGAGAAGUGCGGGACCAUGCGAAAUCACAUCCAUGUUUUGGGCGACCAUUCCCUUGGAGGCUCGGAAAGUCAGCCGUCUCGAUAUAUGAAGGAGAAACCGAGGAUUGUUCGUUUGAACUUUUCCAAGAAUCAAUCCGUAGUGGGCGUCAAUUGCGAGAAUCUUCACGAUCAAUCCGUGUUCACUAAGCGAAAGCGGAAGGUGCCUUGCGGAAUAUGCGAGCGGUGUGAACGUGACGUCAAUUGCGGCCAAUGCGGGUCUUGCCAAGCCCAAGCGACUACAAAUGUGUGUGAAGAGCGGAAAUGUCUGAGCUUCAUCGAGCAAUUCGACGUGGUCAAGGCCAAGCAGAAACAGGUGGCCAAGGACCUGGGCCUGAAUUUGUACGAGAACUGCCCGGACAUAGGGGCGGAUUUAAGUCUUAUGAAUGGAGACGAGGAAAAAAUUCAAUUGGACGUAGAUGACCCGUUGCCCAAGGAAUUCGUCUUGGAUGAAGACGAGCUACUUGAAGGGCCGGACUUUACGUUGGAUGGAAUAUUGGCCGGAGAUAAUGCGUCUGCCAUGCAUCAUCAACCUCAAAAUGUCGUGUUUUACAACCCCGAUCACGUCAAGGAGAGAAUUCUAGUGAUUAACGAAGAGAUCAUCGAAAACGAUAUCUAA